Messenger RNA from Oreochromis aureus, 5652 nucleotides. Its product is annotated as junction-mediating and -regulatory protein-like. The coding region runs from base 547 to 3210 and encodes 887 amino acids. The record is from RefSeq and is a predicted model, not a curated record. NCBI's taxonomy places the organism in Eukaryota, Metazoa, Chordata, Actinopteri, Cichliformes, Cichlidae. Gene Ontology annotation, molecular function: Arp2/3 complex binding; transcription coactivator activity; actin binding. Gene Ontology annotation, cellular component: cytoplasm; nucleus. The transcript has 10 exons. Gene Ontology annotation, biological process: intrinsic apoptotic signaling pathway by p53 class mediator; 'de novo' actin filament nucleation; Arp2/3 complex-mediated actin nucleation.
UUGCGUCUGUGGUCCUCCUGGGCGAAAGCUGAAGACAACAUGGUAAUGUGAGUUUGGAGACGAUGCUACCCUUUCACACAGACCGGAGAGAGCCCCGUGUAACGCUCAUGUGUGCUCUCGGUGUGGCGUAUCUGAACGAUGUCUGCUUUGGUGUCGUUUUUCAUGAUUAGAAAGGGGCUCUGGAGCCGAGAGAAUAACGGAACCCAGCUGACAGGCGGAUCGACCGUUGGACUGGUAAACACUCGGGCGCCUGUUAUGUGUCAGAGCCGAGUCUUUAACGGCCGGGAAAGCUAAUGGCAGAGGUAACGGCUGCUCGAUGCUGCGAUAGACGUCCGAGCUGAAAGCAGGUGGGCCAGAGAUGGGACAUGAAACCGCACUGCUUCAAAUUCAUCCACUCGAGCGAAGGAGGAUAGCCCCCCAGGCGAAAUCUCCUCGGAGAGCAAACGGUUUGGUAAACGACGUUACAGCGCUGUGAGGCUCUCCGUUUCACGCCCCACUCCCAAACAGUGCCACCGCAGCAUAUUCCCGUUUCAUCACUUUGCAGAGAUGUCCUUCACAAUGGAGGAUAAUUUGGAGUCGGGUUGGGUAGCCGUUCGCCCGAAUGCGUUUGAGGAGAAGGAGAAGCAUAAAUUUGUUUUCAUCGUCGCCUGGAAUGAGGUGGAGGGCAAAUUUGCCAUUACGUGUCAUAACAGGACGGUGCAGAGGAGAAGCUUUGGUAGGGACCCUCCUGCGGAUGUGACUGGUCUGGAUGGGGACAAAACAAAAUGGCCCGAAAGUCCCGUCAGGGAUAAAGCGUCUAGCAAAGGGGCCAGUGAGGCUAAAGCAUGCAGCCCUAAAACUAAGUCCCUGUCAAAACAUAGUCCUGUCAAAAUUCAGACUGCGACUAAACCCGCUACUUCGCGGGUUAGCCCCGACACCGACGCGUUACAAUCACUCAGAGAGGACCAGCUGUCUCCAUCACUGGACUGCCUGGACCUGGAGGAGCUGGACAGUCUGAGCAGGGAGGACUGCAGUUGGGCCGGACUCUUCUCCUUUCAGGACCUUCGGGCAAUCCACCAGCAGCUGUGCUCGGUAAACUCCGUCCUCGAGCCAUGCCUGCCGGUGUUUCCGGAGGAGCCGGCCGGGAUGUGGACGGUGUUGUUCGGCCCGGCGGAAGUAUCCGAAACAGAAAUGGACGAGCUGUGCUUCAAUUUACAGGUGUACCUGGGUCACGCGCUCGACACCUGCGGUUGGAAGAUACUUUCCCAGGUUCUCUUCACGGAAAACGACGACCCGGAUGAGUACUACGAAAGCCUGAGCGAACUGAGGCAGUCCGGGUACGAGGAGGCGCUCAGCCGAGCAAAUAAACAUCUGCAGGAGCUGCUGGAGAAGCACAAGACCAUGGACAGUAUGGUGGAGUUACUGGAGCUAUAUGAGGAAGAAGACCAGGCCUACGGAGGUCUGCUGGAGGCCUCCACACAGUUGUACCAGUAUCUUCUGCAGCCCUUCAGAGACAUGAGGGAACUAGCCAUGCUACGCAGACAGCAGAUCAAGAUUUCCAUGGAGAAUGACUACUUGGGCCCGAGGCGGAUUGAAGCUCUAAAAAGGGAAGACUCUGACUGGCAGAAGAAGGCUCAGGAGGCCGUCCUCAACAUCCAAGAGUUUACUGUGAAAUACUUUGAAAUCACUGCCAGAGCCCAGAAAGGUGUAUAUGAGCGUAUGAAGUUGGAUCAGCGUAAGUUUGGUAAGUCUUCGUGGACGGCGGCGGUGGAGCGCAUGGAGAGGCUGCGCUACUCAGUUGCAAAGGAAACCCUCCAGCUCCAGAGAGCCAGGGAGAUCUGUCUAGAGCAGAGGAAACACACACUUCGAGAAGAGAUGCAGAGUCUGUGUAGCAGUGAGGAUGCGAUGGCCCUCUUAGACCACAUGGAGACCCAGUACUAUGAGCUCCAGCUUCAGCUCUAUGAUAUCCAGGCUGAGAUACUACAGUGUGAAGAGCUGCUCCUCACUGCUCAGUUAGACAGCAUCCGUAGACAGAUGACAGAGCGUCAGGAUGAAGUGGUGUACUAUGACACCUUUGAAAGUGCGGAUGAUAUAACAGAGGACGAUACUGCAGAGAGAGAAGAGCUGCGCAGACUUCAGGUCAGCGCUCGACAGCUGGAGGCAAGGAGGGGGCGCAUCACUGCCAAACGCUCCUAUCUAAGGAAUAAGCGGGAAAUCUGUGUCUCCAACCACACUCAGAAACAGCAGAGACGCCAAAUCCUCCAAAAGGACCCCACAUCCCAGCUGAAAAAUGAAGAAGAGGAAGAUGAGAAAAGGAAGAGCAGCAGAGUAAGCCAGGAGAGGCAGAGAACACUAGACAGAUUACGCACUUUCAAACAGCGGUACCCGGGUCAGGUGAUUCUGAAGUCCACUCGGCUACGCGCGGCUCACAGCACAAGAAGAGAGCGAAGAAGCGUGGAAAUGAGUAGCUUGAGUGAGAGGGACGAGUGCGCGGACUCUGUUUGUGUGCAGAAGCAGGGCCAGCCGUUGUGUCUGAGUACCAGCGUGCAGACCGACCCCAGCCCCAGCUCCACGCUCACCACUCAGCCCACGACGGCACACACGGCAUUGCUUCCACCCCUGCCUGUGCCCAGUCCUGCAGACUCCUCCUGCUCUCCUUGCUCCUUGUCCUCAUUGCUGGCGUCCCCUAUCUCCCCUCCUCCUCCACCACCCCCUCCACCCCCGCCACCGACAAGGGAGGAGCUGUCGCCCUCUGGGAGCCCGGGGCGGCGGGGGCAGAAGGCUGAGGGGAAGAGUGCAUCAGAAGAGCUCGCUCUCUCCCCGCUCGGCCCGUUCAUCCCUCGCUUCUUUGACAGCAGCCAACUGGUGAGCGCCCGCAAAAAGCUGAGGAAGACCCCAGAGUUUGACGUCCACAGCAGAAAAGUAAGCUCCCCCAUGGACGAGGUGCUCGCCUCCCUGAAGAGAGGCAGCUUCCAUCUGAGGAAGGUCGACCAGCGUUCCCUGCCUCCUGCCAAGGGUGACGAUGACCCAAACAGCAUCCUGGCCCAAAUUCGUAAGGGGGUCAAACUUCGUCGUGUUCCCUGCAGAGAGAGAAAAGACCAGGGAGAGUUACCCCCUUCCACCGACCCCCUGACUAGGAGCAUCCACGAGGCGCUGCGCCGCAUCAAGGAGGCCUCACCAGAGUCCGACUCAGACGACGACGGUUUGGCCGCCCACGACUGGGAAAGCUAGGGUUCAGGGCUGCACCCGUAACACAGAUGACUUCAGCCUCUGGCACUGCACACACUGUACUGUACUGUAAACACACACACACACAAACAGUCAAGCACACACAGCCCAGCCACACAUGUACCCAGUGACUACGCCAGAGAGUCACAACAAUUAUCACCGACUCACCAAACGCUCCAAAGGUCUAUGGUCAAUCUGUUUUCAGUUUCUUUUUCAGACUACAUCAUCACAAUGGUUAGCAAUUAUGUUUUUACUACUACUGUAUGUCACUGUGGUUUUGUUCCCAUCAUCAGACUGUACUGAUUCCAUGUUUAUUUUUUUAUUUAUAUCAAAUGUACUGUUUCGCUGACAUACUGCACUGACACUUAUUUGUGAAACUGUAUAUGAAAAGUGCUGGUGAGCUGUGUGACCUCUUCACUCACCCUACAGCAUAAAAGAUGUGUGUUGCUGGUAAUUUGAAGUUUUUGGGAGAUUGAACGAUGAAUAGAAGUUUACACGUUCAAACUGGGAUCACUGAAUUUAGUGUCCAGAUUGUAAAUCAUUACAGCAUCUGAUAUUUUUCAUCAAGCUGCCCCCUCACUAUGUUGCCCAUCUGGUUUUGGCCCAUUCCCAUCAUGUGGGCAUGGGCGUGUCUGACAAUAUAAGGACCAGUGCUCAUCUUUAAAUCCUUGCCUCUGUGGCACCAGAUUUGCGCCCCUCCCCCUGCUCUUGUCCUCUUCUGGCCCUCACCACCCCCAACUCUCACAGCUUCUCUGAGUGAGCAAAUAUGUAUCGACCCAUCUGUUCGACCGCAGCAUAUGGCUGGGCGGGUGGAAGAAAUAGAGAGUGCAGUUUAUCAUUAUUUGUCACAUCUAACAGCAUCUCUAAUCUGAAGCUGGACAUCUACGGUUAGAGAGGAUUGGACGAGGGGUCAUUGAAGUUUGUUUGGUGAGGUGGAGGUCAAGGUUAGUGUCAGUGGUGCUCGUGGGUAGAUUCAGUUGGUGAUUCCCAAACUUCAUAUAAGGGAUAGUCACGGUGGAAGAGUGAAACUGGUCACGCUUGUUUGAGUGAUGGAUGGUACGUAGGAGGCUAGAUUCCCUCUGCACUGUGGGGAGUCAAUGUGGGCCGUGGAGCAGUCGGUUGUGAUUGAUGCGGUUUCUCCUGCCAUCUUCUCCACUUUCUCUCCUCCCCUUUAUUGCAUUUUUCCAAAUUUCUUUCCCUGCACUCGGUGGGCAGGAGAACACAGUAGGAGGCCUGUUACUCACAGUGCUGGAAGUGAAGAUAUGCACACAUGGACUCACACUCUAAAUUCACAGCCAACAUGUGCAAAAUCGUUUCAGUGACAGAAAAUGGUGUGAGCACUUUGAUGAUACAUAGUACAAAUUCUAAAUCACUUUAUCUGUACAGGAACAAUUAUUAUGCUUUAACCACUGGGGGAAAAUAUAUAUUUAGAAGCUAAGUAAGUUUAAAAGCACUGAACAAACUCGGUCCUGAAUUUUUGGAAAGACAGUACAAGAAUCUGCAUAAACAUAGCACAAAGAUGUGGAUUCACAAGUGUGGCUCUGAGCUUGGAAGAGCUUCAGCAUGCACUGUCUUAAACAGCUUUAAUGCAAAAAUGAAUAAAUAAAUAAUAAUUAUAAAAAAUAGUGUGCUUUUUCUCUUAAGCUUGUGUUGGGAGCCAUUCACAGAUUAAUCACAAGGCAGAAAGAACAGGCACGGGUGUAUAUGUCACAGCUUGAAAGUAGCUCAGUGCUUAAGAUGGUUUCUUUUUUUUCCUGGCAGAGCCAGUCUGAGGCACAACAAUCUUCCAUGGUACCCUCAUCAUGUAGCAUGAAACGGACACUGACCCGACUUUUAGCCUCAGACUAACUCAGACCUUACCCGACUUCACUAUAACUGACCAGGACAAAGUUUCUCCAAUGUUAGUGCUAAAAGUUAUGUUGCUCCUCUUAUCUGUGGUCAGCAGUGUGUUUAAAACUUUUGGGAAAGCGGGCUCACACCUGUGAACCGGCUGUUUCUUACCUGACUGACCUGACUGUCACGUGCACUUACCUUUAUCUAUAAAUAACCUCGACACAGCUGUAUUUUUGCACUUCAUUUCUUACUUUGUGUCCUGUUUUUAUUUCCAACGUGUCUCCAGCCAAAUCUUUUUUUUCUGAUGCAAUUGCUUCCUAUAAAGACCUGUAAUCGACAGGCUGACUAUAUGAUCCUUUGUCUGAAUACCUGUCAGUCACUUGAGAAGUGCAAUAUCAAAAUAAUGAAAUAUGAGAAAAGGAACGAAGCCUCUUCAUUGGUGACAAUGAGUUUAGAUUGAUUGCCUAAAACAGUGGACUUACUAAACAAACUGUUCCAAGAAUACCUGUUUGCCUUUUCCUAGCAUUCUCAUUUAUUCUGAUGUUUUGUUUUCUUUUUUAAUUUACAAUUUUGUCCUUGCAUUUGAAUAAAACCUUGUGAAGCAUAUUCUGA